Messenger RNA from Candida albicans SC5314, 921 nucleotides. RefSeq names its product bifunctional protein farnesyltransferase/protein geranylgeranyltransferase (gene RAM2). Lineage: Eukaryota; Fungi; Ascomycota; Pichiomycetes; Serinales; Debaryomycetaceae. Gene Ontology annotation, biological process: protein farnesylation; protein geranylgeranylation. Gene Ontology annotation, molecular function: protein farnesyltransferase activity; CAAX-protein geranylgeranyltransferase activity. Gene Ontology annotation, cellular component: protein farnesyltransferase complex; CAAX-protein geranylgeranyltransferase complex; cytoplasm. The coding region runs from base 1 to 921 and encodes 306 amino acids. The transcript has a single exon. The record is from RefSeq and is a predicted model, not a curated record.
AUGACAGACUCCAAAUAUGACUAUUCUGACAUUACUCCUGUCGAUAUAAACACUGAAGAGCCUCAAAUAUGUCAAAUUUUGUAUGACGAAGAUUACAAACAAAUUAUGGGGUUAUUACUUGCACUUAUGAAAGCUGAAGAGUAUUCUGAACGUGCUUUACAUAUCACUGAAUUGGGCAUUAACGAACUAGCUUCACAUUAUACAAUUUGGAUCUAUCGAUUUAAUAUUUUGAAAAACUUACCCAAUAGAAACCUUUAUGAUGAAUUGGAUUGGUGUGAAGAAAUUGCUUUGGACAAUGAAAAAAACUAUCAGAUUUGGAAUUAUCGACAAUUAAUUAUUGGUCAAAUUAUGGAAUUGAAUAAUAAUGACUUUGACCCAUAUCGAGAAUUCCCUAUAUUAGAAGCAAUGUUAAGUUCAGACCCCAAGAACCAUCAUGUUUGGUCGUAUCGUAAGUGGUUGGUUGAUACGUUUGAUUUACAUAAUGACGCAAAAGAAUUAUCGUUUGUUGAUAAAGUCAUCGAUACUGAUUUGAAAAAUAAUAGUGCUUGGUCUCAUCGAUUCUUUCUAUUGUUUAGUAAGAAACAUUUGGCCACCGAUAAUACAAUUGAUGAGGAGCUAAAUUAUGUUAAAGAUAAGAUUGUUAAAUGUCCACAGAAUCCAAGUACUUGGAAUUAUUUAUUGGGGAUUCAUGAACGGUUUGAUCGAUCAAUUACUCAAUUAGAAGAGUUUAGUUUGCAAUUUGUUGAUUUGGAAAAAGAUCAAGUGACGAGUUCAUUUGCUUUGGAGACAUUGGCAAAAAUAUACACACAACAAAAGAAAUACAAUGAGUCUAGAACUGUUUAUGAUUUGUUGAAAUCUAAAUAUGAUCCAAUUAGAUCCAAUUUCUGGGAUUAUCAGAUUUCCAAACUCACAUCGGUGUAA